UUGGCAGCUGCUCGGGACUUGGUAACACGAACAUAUGGCUACAACUCAGAGCGCGCUCAACAAAUUAUGAGUGAUGAGUUCUUCCUGAAUAGCAGGGGAAAUAGGCCUUAUAAGUGGCAGCUUGACAUUGCUGAGGCUCUUCUUCUCGGGCUCAACUGUACUGCCAUUGCUGGCACAGGAAGAGGGAAGACAAUCCCGUUCAUGUUGCCCAUGUUCUUGCCCAAGAACAUGAAGAAGAUGGUGGCUGUCAUGUCACCAUUAAAGAAUCUGCAGAGAGAUCAGGCACGUCAGUUCCGUAAGAUGAACCUGCCUGCGGUUGCCGUGAAUGGCGACACAUGGGACUCUGCAAUGGCUUCAAUCUUCACGUCACCCAAAAUGUAUAUGAAACAUGCGGAGUGCAACAAUGUUCUUACCGAGCGAGGCCUAUCGAAGGGAAUCAGCGCACUCAUCGUUGAUGAGGCUCACUGUAUCUCGCAGUGGGGCGGUGAUUUUCGCCCGUCAUACAGCAAAAUGAGCCAAGUCCGUGCACACUUACCGCAAGGGACACCUGUUGGCUGUUUCUCGGCAAUGAUGGCACCAGAUGCACUCGAGGAG
Messenger RNA from Fomitopsis serialis, 594 nucleotides. Its product is annotated as P-loop containing nucleoside triphosphate hydrolase protein. Gene Ontology annotation, cellular component: chromosome; cytoplasm. Gene Ontology annotation, biological process: double-strand break repair via homologous recombination. The transcript has 3 exons. The annotation marks the transcript as partial. Lineage: Eukaryota; Fungi; Basidiomycota; Agaricomycetes; Polyporales; Fomitopsidaceae. Gene Ontology annotation, molecular function: four-way junction helicase activity; 3'-5' DNA helicase activity; nucleic acid binding. The record is from RefSeq and is a predicted model, not a curated record.